GGUUCGAUAAAACUUUCAUCUACGAAAGAGCAAAGCACAAAAGUGAAACGAAAAUAGGCUUCGUGGUUUACGUUUACUUCUUACCCUUAAAUCACAACAAAGAAAACGAAAUGACUGAAAGCGUUAGUCUAUCUCAAGACCCUUCAGUUGCUGAACAUCUCUCAGUUCAAGGAGCCACAUUGGUGUUCCUGGAUGUUCCUCCAAUGACAGAGUUUGGGAUUGAUAUGAAUGUGUAUAAUGUUGGAAAAAAGUUUCGUGGAGUAAAACUGAUCCCUCCUGGACUCCAUUUUAUACAUUAUAGUGCUGUCAACAAGGAAGGACAAACAGCUCCAAGAACAGGAUUCUUUCAUUUUUUUUCUCCAAAGGAGUUGCUGAUUAAGAAGUGGGACAAUAGAACUGAAGAUGUUAGCCAAAACGAAAUCAGUGAAGAAGAAAAGCAAAGAAUACAUGCACACUUGCAUGGUGAUCUCGACCAUUUUCUUGGAGUCUUUCCGUAUAAGUCAUGGAAAACAUGGAUUGGGUUAACGGGUUAUAUUACAGAACCCCUUUUGAGAAAGUUGGAACCAGAGAAUGGCAAAAUCCAAUCUGUGAAUCAACUAGUACCACAGACUUAUCCACCAAAACCCACUUCAGAUGAUACAGAUAGUCUUGUGACAAAGAGGUUUAAGGUUGACCUGGAAGAAAGAUUACUUCCCACCAUGGCAACACAACCGGGUACAUCAGUUCGAUUUACAGUUAUUCCAAGAUGCAGGUACCCUGCAGGCUCAACACCUUCAGAGAUAACAGCACAUGGCAUGGACUCAACAUUCAUUUUGGAAGAGAUGUUUCAAAAUUGUUCUGUGAAAGAUGAAAUACUUGGAGAAUUGCAAAUGGCUUUUAUCUGUUUUCUUGCAGGCCAGUUAUACGAUGGUUUUGAACAGUGGAAAUGUCUUUUGCAUAUGAUAUGUGCUUGUGACAGUGGAAUUGAGAAGUACCCAGAUUUCUUUUCAAAAUUAAUCCGAAUUUUACAUUUUCAGCUUCAACAGAUUCCAUCAGAUUUUUUUGUGGACAUAGUUUCUGGUGACAAUUUUUUAACAAAUACUUUACAGAUCUUUUUUUCAAACAUUUCCAGUAAUAAUGUUGAUAGAGCAUUAUAUGAACGAGGACAAAAAUUCAAAGAAAGUUUGGUCAAAAAAUUCAAAUGGGAUUUUGACAGUGAACCAGAUGAUUGUGCUCCUGUUGUGGUGGAAUUGCCAGAGUUAGUCUGAACUAAAACACAUUUGUUGAUAUGAAAUGUCAAGUUAUAUUUUACAGAUGUUUAAGCUGAUUUGAUUAGUACAAUAAAAGUUGGUUUAAAACUUAAAA
Limulus polyphemus (Atlantic horseshoe crab) is the source of this 1344-nucleotide messenger RNA. RefSeq names its product protein AAR2 homolog. The transcript is spliced from 5 exons. Lineage: Eukaryota; Metazoa; Arthropoda; Merostomata; Xiphosura; Limulidae. Bases 111 to 1247 code for a protein of 378 amino acids. The record is from RefSeq and is a predicted model, not a curated record. Gene Ontology annotation, biological process: spliceosomal tri-snRNP complex assembly.